Cheilinus undulatus (humphead wrasse) is the source of this 1185-nucleotide messenger RNA. Its product is annotated as zona pellucida sperm-binding protein 3-like. Bases 94 to 1050 code for a protein of 318 amino acids. The record is from RefSeq and is a predicted model, not a curated record. Gene Ontology annotation, biological process: egg coat formation; positive regulation of acrosome reaction; binding of sperm to zona pellucida. The transcript has 10 exons. Gene Ontology annotation, cellular component: extracellular matrix. Gene Ontology annotation, molecular function: acrosin binding. NCBI's taxonomy places the organism in Eukaryota, Metazoa, Chordata, Actinopteri, Labriformes, Labridae.
AUCGCUGGCUGCACCUGAAAAAGGUUUUCUUGAUUGACUUCAGCCUGUUAGAAGGAACAAAGCCAACUACGGUGGCAGAAACACUGCUCAGUCAUGAUGGCUUCCUUAUGCCACAGUGUUCUGCUGCUGAUGCUGGCAGCUGCUAUGUCAGUAUAUGCAGACAUGAGCCUGGACUGUAGGCCUGAUUUUGUGACUGUGGUGUGGACAGAGAGCAGAUCUCAGGUUGAUCCAUCCCUCUUUCGUCUGGGGAACUGUUUCCCCACCAGCCUCUCUGCCAGGGAGGCCGUUUUCAGCGUGGACUUCAACGAUUGUAACUUCAGGAGACUGGUUACUGGGGAUAAGCUGAUUUACUCCAAUGAUCUGACCUACAUUUCAUCUCCUGAUUCGCACGUUGUUCCCUUCAAUCACCCGGUCGUCUGUAUGUAUGAGAGGCCCAGUGACUGGUACCCUCUGAUCUAUGACCCAGAGUUUAGCACAUAUGGGGAAGGAGAUCUGGUCUUCCACAUUGAACUCAUGAAUGGUAACUUUUCAAGUGCUGCUGAAUCCACUAGCUUCCCUCUAGGAUCGCUUAUCCCCAUCAAGGCCAGUGUGUCGCAGAAAACCCAUCAGCCUCUGCUGCUGCUUCUGGAGGAAUGUGUUGCUUCAACAACACCAGAGCUGCAGUCUGACAGCAGCAUUUACCCAAUCAUCACUAAUAAGGGAUGUUUGGUGGACAGUAAGAUAUCCAGAUCCAAAUUUGAACCAAGGCAAAAAUCUUCAGAGAUCCACCUAUCCCUUCAAGCCUUCAGAUUCGCUCUUGAAAAGGAGGUGUUUAUCCACUGCCAACUCUUAGCUUGGGAUCCCACUCUUCUGGACAACUCUAAAAAAGCCUGCCACUAUGACAAGGAUUAUGGUUGGGGGCUGCUGGAUAAUCCUGCAAAUAACAAUCUUUGUGAUUGCUGCGAAUCCAGCUGCAACUCAAGGAGGACAAGGAGUAUAAUAUCAGGGAAACAUGGAGUAGGACGAAGAGCAGUUCUUGGGCCACUUACCAUCACUGAUGUGAAGUCCUGAAGUAUCAAGGAAUGGAUCCACCCUGAGGACUGGUUAAUAUGAACUGUUUUUUUAUUCUUGAUUGAGCUUCUCAAAGCUUCAUUCCUGUCUGCUUGUGCAUUUUGGAUUGUAUAUAAAGAUUCUCCAAACACCAAA